Messenger RNA from Racocetra fulgida, 712 nucleotides. Lineage: Eukaryota; Fungi; Glomeromycota; Glomeromycetes; Diversisporales; Gigasporaceae. The record is from the annotation of a GenBank genome assembly.
UCCUUCCGCAUCCAAUUCACAAGACUCCAUUCAACGAGGUGAUGUUAUUGAAUUUUAUGGACCGGCCAGUGGUGGGAAAACUACUAUUUUAUAUCAUAUAGCUCUUACCACUAUCCUUCCACCAAGUUGGAACCGAACUUAUGAAAAUUUGGAUUUAUAUGAUAUUACCGACGUUAAUGCAACAAUCGAAUUGAAUGGACGUGGAAAAGGAGUUAUUUUCUUUGAUUUGGAUGGAAAGUUCGACAUUCAACGUUUAUAUUCAAUGAUGAUAUAUUAUUUACAUAGACGAGUGAAAACAACAUUGAAAGAAGAUAUAAAUCUGAUUCCAUCUGAAAGUGAGAUUGAAUCAAUCGCGAAAAAUGCGCUAAAAAGAAUUCAUGUUUUCAAACCAAAUUUACCCGAGAGUUUUUAUGCGACUUUACUUGAUUUGCCAAAAUAUAUGAAGGAAUUACAACAGAGCGAAAGUUACGAGUUCUCCUUCUUGAUGAUUGAUCAAAUUAACACGUUUUAUUGGGAAGAUAAAGAUUACGAUGAGGUUGGUAUAAUCGCAAAUGACACAUGGAAAAAUAAUAAUGUUCAUUAUUAUGUUCAAGCAUUGAAGCAGAUAAUAGAGUUAACGGGAGUAACCGUUAUAACUACAAAUUGGGCAAUUACACCACCAGAGGCUGUUGAUCGAAUUCCACUCAAUUUAUGCUAUCCGGUUGUCGCACAU